Sporothrix brasiliensis 5110 is the source of this 576-nucleotide messenger RNA. RefSeq names its product uracil phosphoribosyltransferase. The record is from RefSeq and is a predicted model, not a curated record. The transcript has 2 exons. Lineage: Eukaryota; Fungi; Ascomycota; Sordariomycetes; Ophiostomatales; Ophiostomataceae. The coding region runs from base 1 to 576 and encodes 191 amino acids.
AUGGCCUCUCUUCCCACCAACGUGCACGUCUCAAUCCACCCUUGUCUUCAGGCGAAAUUGAGCCUGCUACGGUCCAAAGCCACCAGUGCGAAGGAGGUGCGCGCUCUCGUCCAUGAAAUCUCACUCCUCGUCGCAUCCGAAGCACUGGCAUCUUCGCUGCAAGCAGUUGACGGGCCUAAAAUGCUGCUUCCCGAAGCUGUUCCCGUUCAUCACCUCGGCCUCUACCGUGAGCCCAGCACACUCGAGCCCGUUGAGUACUAUAACAACUUGCCCAACCACAUUGGUACUCCUGCAAGCCAAGGACCAGACAAGCUCGCGAUCAUUCUUGACCCUGUAAUCGCAACUGGCGGAACCUGUGCAGCGGUCAUCCAGACCCUUCGCGAGUGGGGCGUUGAGCGCGUGGUUGUCGUCUCCAUUGUUGCGGCAUUACCCGGCGUGCACAGGGCCGCAAGCGAGUGGCCAGAAGGCGUUCAGAUUUGGUGCGCUGGCGUUGACAACGUGCUCACUGAUGAGGGUAUGCUGCGACCGGGUCUCGGCGACAUCGGAGACCGUCUGUUUUUAACAAUCGGCAAAUAA